Pseudovirgaria hyperparasitica is the source of this 2069-nucleotide messenger RNA. RefSeq names its product MFS general substrate transporter. The transcript has a single exon. Gene Ontology annotation, cellular component: plasma membrane. The record is from RefSeq and is a predicted model, not a curated record. The coding region runs from base 385 to 1932 and encodes 515 amino acids. Lineage: Eukaryota; Fungi; Ascomycota; Dothideomycetes; Acrospermales; Acrospermaceae. Gene Ontology annotation, molecular function: allantoate transmembrane transporter activity; dipeptide transmembrane transporter activity. Gene Ontology annotation, biological process: tripeptide transport; transmembrane transport; allantoate transport.
AUCCACUCACAUUUCUUUUCGACGCCAUACCACGUUUUUGAGUAUCAAAGUACAUCGGCCGAAGGUUCCACGUUUCCUCGAGCAGUUAGUCUGGUGUGCGCAAUCUGCGUCGUCGUACCUGGUUAUCGGAAACGCACUACCGGGCUUGAUAUCAGUUCUGCCUAGACGGCCAUAAGAGUCUUGGGUCAUGCUUGUAUUCUCCGAUUCGAUGCUUGUUCUUCUGGUGAUUAGCUUCCUUUCUAUGUGUUCUAGUGUUACCGAAGCAUGUCCACAGCUGCUUGAUACCAAUUCCGGAGCUGCGUUACAGUCCAUCGGUCGGUAGUUCGACAACAUACUAUAUUGCUCUAUAGCAACCACGUUCCUAUCCUCUCCUCCCUCUUUAUCAUGGCCGCCAUCAAUGAGAAAUCCGCCAGCCCGUCCAGCCCACACGAGCGCGACACUCCUAUCACCUCCUCAUCAUCCACCUCUUCCAACCCCAACAUCGACGAGAGCUACCAAGUCUACCGCUCCUCCGCUCCCGAAGACAUCUCCGCAACCGAAUCCAAACGCGUCCUCCGCAAAAUCGAUCGCCGUAUCCUGCCCAUCCUCGUCUUCACCUACCUCCUCCAAUACCUCGACAAAAACGGCAUCAACUAUGCAUCCGCCUACAACCUCCAAACAGACCUCCAUCUCAAAGGCCAAGACUUCUCCUGGCUCUCCUCCAUCUUCUACUUCGGCUACCUCUUCGCCCAAUACCCCUCCGGCUACGCCCUCCAACGCCUGCCCAUCGCCAAAUUCCUCGGCGCCACAACCCUGGGCUGGGGCAUCAUCCUCAUCACCACCCCCGCAUGCACCUCCUUCGCCGGCAUCGCCACAAACCGCUUCCUCCUCGGCGCCCUCGAAGCCGCCGUCAACCCAGGCUUCGUCCUCAUCAUGAGCAUGUGGUACACCGCCGCCGAGCAACCCCUCCGCCUCGAAACUUACUACUGCACAAACGGCAUCGCGACAAUGUUCGGCGGCCUCAUCGGCUACGCCGUCGGCCACAUCUCCACCGGCCUCCCGCGCUGGUCCUACAUCUUCCUCAUCUUCGGCGCCCUGUCCGUCACUCAGGGUGUUGCAACCUUGCUCUUCCUCCCCGAUCUGCCGUCGCGCGCCCCACAUCUCACGCCCGCAGAGCGCAGCAUCGCGGUCGCUCGCGUCGCGGGCAAUCGCCAGGGCGUCAAGAAUAGCGUGUUCAAGCGCGAGCAGGCACUCGCGACGUUCGCCGACCCGAAGACGUGGCUACUCUUCGUCAUGGCGGUGGGCGCACAGGUGCCGAAUGCGGCGCUGACGAGCUUCACGUCCAUUAUCAUUGGUAGCUUCGGCUUCGACACGCUGGGCACGCAGUAUCUGCAGAUUCCGGGCGGCGUGGUGCAGUUUUUGAGUCUGAUUGUGGGCGGGGUCGUGUGUUCACACUUCCCGAAUACGCGGUGUGUGGCUAUGGUGGUGGCGAACUCGAUUUGUAUCCUGGGUGCUGGGUUACUUGUAGGACUGCCAGAUGGCAACAAAUGGGGCAGGCUUGUGGCGGUCUGGUUGUGCUAUUUUCAGGGGUUGGGGUUUAGUAUGAGUUUGACGAUGGUGAGUAGUAAUGUGGCCGGGUCGACGAAGAAGCAGAUUACGGCGGGCACGUUGUUUGUCGGGUACUGUGUCGGGAAUAUCAUUGGGCCGCAGACGUUUCGCAGUAGUGAGAAACCGGGGUAUCACUCGGCGUAUAUUGCGAUGUUGGUUGGGUAUGUGGUCAAGUUGCUGUGCGUGAUUGUGCUGUAUGUGUAUAUGUGGCGGAGUAAUAAGGCGAGGGAUAGAGAGGCGGAGGAAAAGGGUAUGACGAGGGAGGAGGUGGAGAAGUUGGGCAUGGAGAUGGGGAUGCAGGAUAAGACGGAGUUGGAGAAUAUAGGUUUCCGGUAUACGUUGUAAAGGGUCAGGGAAGGACGUUUGAAACACAAUACAAGUGGUGAUGAGACUUCAGGAAUUCUAGAUCCUUCAAUGCUUUUUCUUGCCUAUUAAGUCUACCUGUUCUGUGUAGAGAUCUACUCAAAGCAUUACAUACGCCU